AUGCAUCUGAUCGAUGAUAUAUGGAAUAAAAAAAAUGAAAAUGUUAUUGAAGGACAACAUUUGGUUUGUCAACAACAUCAUGGUUUCCUAUUCUCUGUGGCUCGUAUCGAAAACGUGAUUGAAAAAGAUCUAUUAGGAUCAACAACUUCAAACAAACGUCAACUCUAUCGUAGUACUAGUGAAGAAUCGCUUCACUCAAAAUUUUACGACUGUUUGCUUAAGUCAAAUCGAAAUAGUCGCAUGAUAAGACAACUGUUACUCAAGAAUGAAGACGAUUUAAAGGCGAAAUCAGAUUUGUUGACUCAAGAUAAUUCUAGUGCGGAAUCGCCACAUAUCCAAAUUCAAAAACUGAUGGACACAAUCAAAGAAAAAGAUACACAAAUUGCACAUCUAAAUCAACAAUGCGACCAAAUUCGUAUCGCACAAUGGGAUGUUUUACAACAAGUUGACAAAAUCGUAAAUCGUAUAAGCAACAUUAACCAACAAUAUGCUAUAAAGCAAGAUGAAAUCGAACAAAUUAAAAAAGAAUUUGACUUCAUUCUAGAACAUCUUAACAAUGCUAAAUUAGACGUACAAAUAACCAAACCAGUCAUAUCUUCGAAUGGCAAUUCAUAUUAUCGUUCAAGUUCGGAAAAUAUGGACACUUUCAUGCAAAUGAAAAGUAGCUCAAUUGAAUACGAUAUUGCCGAUAAAACAGUAGAAAAUAAAAAUCAAAUAUUAGAAAAUCAAUUGCAACAAUACAUUCAUCAGUUCAAAAUAGAAGAGGAACAUAAAAUGACAAAUUAUCUGAAUGCAACCGAACAAAAAACAGGAGACACUUUUGAAAUCAAAUCAGAAGUCGACAUAAAUGAUCAUAAAUAUGAAGAUGAUAUUCAUAUUAGUGGAAAAAAGAAGCACACAAAUGGUGGAAUCAAUCAAUCGAACGAAAAAGUUCAAUUAAAAUUAACAUAUUCACUUCGAACUGAUUCGAUCGACAUACCGUGCACUGCAGCCGAGGCACUAAUGAGUGAGAGUGCUCUCGACGCACUGAACCAAUGGUUGGAGACUCAAACUGCUGAGAGACGUGUGGCUUGGGCAUUAUGUGAAUUACCGGGUGUCUAUGCCCUGUCAUCGAGUUUUGGCGCACAAGCUGCAGCUUCGCUACACUUAUUGACGGCGCAAAAACCUGAUAUUCCAGUACUACUCGUGGAUACAGGUUAUCUUUUUCCUGAAACCUAUAGUUUCAUUGAUCAAUUACGUGAACGUUUACAACUCAAUCUUAAUGUAUUGCGUCCGGAGAUUUCGGCUGCUUGGUUUGAAGCACGCCAUGGUCGUUUAUGGGAACAAGGUUUAGAUGGAAUUGAUCUUUACAAUCAUCUAGUAAAAAUCAAGCCGAUGCAACUUGCUCUCAAAAAUCUUGGUGUCGAAACUUGGUUCGCCGGCUUGCGCCGCAAUCAAUCUGAAAGUCGCCAACAAAUUCGCAUUGUUGAACGUCACAAUGGCCGAUGGAAAGUGCAUCCGAUAGCUGAUUGGACCGAUCGCGAUGUUGGCAUGUAUUUGAGACGACACAAUUUGCCAUAUCAUCCACUUUGGGAAAAAGGCUAUGUUUCGAUCGGCGAUGUUCACACUACCCGAUCUUGGGAACCUGGUCUACGCCAAGAAGAUACUCGUUUCUUUGGUCUAAAGCGCGAAUGUGGCCUUCAUCGACACAGUUGA
Messenger RNA from Rotaria sp. Silwood2, 1695 nucleotides. Lineage: Eukaryota; Metazoa; Rotifera; Eurotatoria; Philodinida; Philodinidae. The record is from the annotation of a GenBank genome assembly.